AUGAUACGUUUGAGAACAUUGAUCAUUCGAAAUAAUGCAUUUAAUGGUCAGUUCCCAUGUGCACUGAUUCCAAAUGUGUUCAUGGACAUCUCUCAUAACUCAUUUUCGGGAACACUUACUUCUUGCUCAAACCCAAACUUGGGAGUCGUGGUGCAUGUGCAUUUGCAAGGGAACCAUUUUACGAAAUUCAUUCCAGAAGCUCUUAUUAAUUUAUCAAAACUUGUGACAUUGGAUGUCAGUGACAACAACUUGUCUGGCAGGAUUCCCCUGUCCAUUAGGUUGCUUGCCAACCUUAGCAUUCUUAUAUUGAGAGGAAACCAAUUGGAUAGGGACUUUGAGAUUGGUGGCCCGGAUGGCUCGUAUGAUAAAGUAGACGAAGUCGAGUUUGUUACUAAAAGUAGGACUAACUCCUACCGGGCUGGCAGCAUCCUUAACUUCAUGUCCGGAUUGGAUUUGUCAUGUAACAAACUAACAGACGAAAUACCAUUUGAACUAGGGAACUUAAGUAGUGUUCAUGCACUGAACUUGUCUCACAAUCUCUUGAUUGGACCCAUCCCGAAGACCUUCUCAAACCUUACUCAAAUAGAAAGUUUGGACCUUUCUUACAACAAUUUGAGCGGAAACAUUCCAACGGAUCUAAUCAAUCUAAAUUUUUUGGCAGUGUUCACUGUGGCUCACAACAAUUUAUCAGGUAAAAUAUUAGAUAGGAAAGCGCAGUUUGGGACCUUUGAAGCGAGCAGUUAUGAAGGAAAUCCAUUUCUUUGUGGACCGCCAUUGGAGAACAAUUGCAGAGCCAUUGUUGACUUUCCAUACUCGCCAACAACAGCAUCCUCAGAUCAAACUAAGGGGAAAUGGCAUGAUAUCGAUAGAGUGGCUUUUUCUGCAAGUUUUGUAGGAACAUACAUUACUUUCUUGUUUGGAUUUGUUGCUGUUCUUUACAUCAACCCGUACUGGCGACAAAGGUGGUUCAAUCUGAUUGAAGUGGGUAUGUGUUCAAGUUAUUAUUUUGUUUAUGAUACUCUUUACAAGCUUUUACGUUUUCAGCCAUCUGUAUAA
Messenger RNA from Camellia sinensis, 1056 nucleotides. RefSeq names its product cuscuta receptor 1-like. Gene Ontology annotation, molecular function: protein binding. Lineage: Eukaryota; Viridiplantae; Streptophyta; Magnoliopsida; Ericales; Theaceae. The record is from RefSeq and is a predicted model, not a curated record.